GGCUCUCAUGUUCCCAUUCACAUUUCUUAUAAGACUCUUUAUGCACCUUAUUCCCACUGUCCCACUUCCCUCUCCCAUACCAUACUCCUCAGAUUUUAGUUUGCACCAUUUCCUAGUGUGCCCGUGUGCCACACACAUAAAAUACACAACACCUCUCUUUUUUUUCUUUCUCUCUCUCUCUCUCUCUCGGUUGUUACUAGUAUCAUACUACUAUGGCUUCUGCAAGUGGAAAUGGCACUUCUGGCUCUCCUUGCGGUGCAUGCAAGUUCCUCAGGCGAAAGUGUGCAGCAGACUGCAUCUUUGCACCUUACUUUUGCUCGGAACAAGGGCCUGCUAGAUUUGCAGCCAUACACAAGGUGUUUGGUGCUAGCAACGUUUCCAAGCUGCUUUUGCAUAUACCAGCUCAUGAUCGUUGUGAGGCCGUUGUCACAAUCGCUUAUGAGGCUCAGGCUCGUAUCAGAGACCCUGUCUAUGGCUGUGUGUCUCACAUUUUCGCCUUACAGCAACAGGUGGCAUGCUUGCAAGCACAGCUGAUGCAAGUGAAGGCUCAGCUGGCUCAGAACCUGGUGGAGUCCAGGAACAUAGAGAAUCAUCAGUGGCCAGGGAAUAACACUAGUGUUGCAGGACAACCUAUGAAUCAUCCUAUUUGUCCCACUUACAUGAACCCUAUAUCUCCUCAAAGCUCUCUUGAGUCAAUUGACCACAGCAGCAUCAAUGACGGAAUGGCCAUGCAAGACAUACAAAGCAGAGAGGAUUUUCCAAUCCAAGCUUCUAAGGAAAGAUCAUUUAACAACAAUGACUUGGGGGAGCUUCAAGAACUAGCUCUCAGAAUGAUGAGGAACUAGGUUAGAAGCAAAGCUGGCCUAGAAGGAUGUUCCUUGAUGUUGAGGGGACAUGGUCUUUUGCUAGUGUUGUAUAUAAAAUGAGAGUGGCAUGAAGAAAACUGGCCAAACUGAUAAGCCUAAAGGUUUAAACUAUGCAUUAGGCUUUUCUGUUUGUGGAUUCAAUCCAAAAGAAAUUAAUUUUUUUUGCA
This is a messenger RNA of Cajanus cajan (pigeon pea), 1033 nucleotides long. RefSeq names its product LOB domain-containing protein 16. Gene Ontology annotation, biological process: positive regulation of DNA-templated transcription; hormone-mediated signaling pathway. Lineage: Eukaryota; Viridiplantae; Streptophyta; Magnoliopsida; Fabales; Fabaceae. The record is from RefSeq and is a predicted model, not a curated record. Gene Ontology annotation, cellular component: nucleus.